Molecule: messenger RNA, 863 nt
Organism: Hydra vulgaris (swiftwater hydra)
Lineage: Eukaryota; Metazoa; Cnidaria; Hydrozoa; Anthoathecata; Hydridae
Product: RRP15-like protein
Biological process (GO): maturation of 5.8S rRNA; maturation of LSU-rRNA
Cellular component (GO): preribosome, large subunit precursor
Source: RefSeq, a predicted model, not a curated record
CAACUUAAAUUAUUCCUUUUUAAAUAUAAUUUCAAAAGAGUUAAUUUUUGAUAAUAUACACUUACAAAGAUGGUUGUUGAGUUAAAUAAUGAGAGUGAUGUUCAGGAUGAUGGAGAUGAUGAAGAUGCAGAUAAUUGUGAGUCAAAGAAGCAAGGAAUUGCUGGAAUGGCAGACAUAAUUAACAAAAUCUUAGAGAAACCAAUAUCCAAUAAUAAACAAGAUGGAAUAUUGAGUAAAAGUAAAAAGUCAAAGAAACGAAAGAUUGAAAUGAAAGAAAAAAUAGUUGAAAAGAAAAAAAAAAUUGAAGAAAGAACACUAAUUAAAGAAAAAUGUCAUGUGAUACCAACUCGUUCAAAUGCACAAAAAGAAAUUCUUUUAAAAAAAAUUGCAACAAAGGGAGUUGUGAAGUUAUUUAAUGCUGUCAAUGCUCAUCAAAAGACUAUGUCUGAAAAAAUGAAAGAUGCAAAUACAGAGUCUAAGAAGGAAAAAGCUGCAACAAGUGCAUCAAAGUCAACUUUUAUGGAUCUCCUGACAAAGAAAUCCCAGGUAUCUGACAAUGUUGAUAAUGCAAAUACUAAUACACCUUCAAAAUGGCAAGUCCUUCGAGAUGAUUUUAUGUUAGACGCGUCCAUGAAAGAUUGGGAUAAAGAAGUUAAUAAAAAAAAAUCAAACGAGUCUAAAGAAAUUUGCCAAUUUGACUCAGAUAAUGAAUGUUGAGAAGAAUUUGAUUUUUAACUUGAUGAAACCACGGCAAAGAUUUUGAGCUAAUUGAGAUAAGUUAAGCAAACCCUACGAACUUUAGUCAAGACUACAGAAAGUGACUUAAACUAUUGAAGCAAGAAAGUAUAUACAUAUUUUUAUAA